UCCCUGCCAUCAAUUUCCCGUGCAGUUUUUAAUGAAUAUUGUAUGUAGUCUCUGGCUUUGGUGCUGAUCAUUUCAAUGAGCGGGUCGGGAGGAGGAAGGUAUCCUGGAUGAGCACGCACACCAGAUGAUGGAAUUUCUCCCAGAGACCGCAGCUGCUCGACCAAGACUGUCUCCCUCGGAAAUAAGAUAAGAAGAGCAGAGCCAGGAGAUUAUACAGCUGGGAAGAUGUUCUGCGCGAAGCUGAAAGAGCUGAAGAUAUCAGGAGAGUGUCCAUUCUCCAGCAGCAGCGCCAAAAAUAAUGAGCUCGGAGACUUUGAGGUGCGCUCAACUGACGCCGCGGAUAUACUGCCUAUUUCUAAGGACGUGCACGGAAAAAUAGGUGAGGAUCUACCUCAACAGAAAACAAGCAGAGCCAAAGUUAACCUGCAUACACUUGGAGAGAGCAUCCGAAAAUUGGUAUGUCCCGAGUUUCAAAGGCUGCACACUGCCCUCCAACGAAUGAUGAGACUAUCAGAUCAAACCAGGGACUCUGAAAGUCCUACAAUUAGCUGUACAGACGAUCAGAGUUGCAGCGAUGAACCAGAGCAUUUAGUGGAAAUGAUGAACAUUUACUCAACCAGAACAGAAAUCGAGAUGGAAGCUUUAAAAGUCGCUCUUGGCGAGGAGCUCUUCAACAUGUGUUAUGAGGACGACGGACACAUUUUGAGAGUGGUGGGGGGAGCUCUCCACGACUUCCUCAACAGCUUCAAUGUCUUGUUGAAACAGAGCAGCACGCCGCCCAACCCGGACAGAGAGGAUUGUGUAAACGAACCUUCGGUGCUGUGCUUAGACAAGGAUGCAGGUCUGCUUACUGUCUAUUUCUUCAACCCCCGCCCGACCACUGAGCUCUUCUUCCCUGGAGUCAUCAAAGCUGCUGCCCGCCUGUUGUAUCACACCACUGUGGAUGUGUUGAUGGACCCCCCCUGUGCUAAAGACAGCAUCUUGCAGUCCAGCCCUCAGCCUAGUCUUCUGUACACAGUUGUAGUUAAGGAUGCUAAAAGUCUGAGCCCCAGUCCGCUGCGGGCUACCUCAGCUGGGACUCUUCCUACCUCCCUGUUCUCCACUAUCUUCCCUUUCCAUCUGAUCCUGGACCAGGACUUGGUUCUGAUACAAAUAGGACACGGGCUCAGGAAGAGACUGUUCAGGAAGGAUGGACUGAGGCGGUCUUCUACCUUCCAAGAACACUUCUCGAUUGUCUCUCCCCAGAUCAAAUGUACCUUUCAAGGUAUUCUGACCAUGCUAAACACACAGUUCCUCAUUCGGAUCACACAUGGAGUCUCCAUCACAGAUAACACAGGGAAGCUCAUGGACCUUAAAGGUCAGAUGAUCUACGUUUCAGAGUCCAACGCCAUCUUGUUCUUGGGCUCACCAUGUGUGGACAAGCUGGAGGAGCUAACAGGCCGCGGCCUCUACCUGUCAGACAUCCCCAUUCAUAACGCCCUGCGUGACGUGGUGCUGGUUGGAGAACAGGCCAAAGCCCAGGACGGUUUGAAGAAGCGUCUGGGGAAGGCAAAAGCAGCGUUGGAGCACGCUCACCAGGCAUUGGAGGAGGAGAAGAAGAAGACAGUGGACCUCCUCUUCUCCAUCUUUCCAGGCACUGUGGCGCAGCAGCUGUGGCAGGGCCAGACGGUGCAGGCCAAGAAGUUUGAACGUGUUACAAUGCUCUUCUCCGACAUCGUGGGCUUCACGGCUGUUUGCUCACGCUGCACCCCGAUGCAAGUGAUAACCAUGCUCAGUGAGCUGUACACCAGGUUUGACCACGAGUGUGGAGAGCUUGAUAUUUAUAAGGUGGAGACCAUCGGUGAUGCGUACUGUGUAGCUGGUGGCUUACACAAGGAGAGCGAAACUCACGCCGUCCAAAUUGCACUCAUGGCCUUAAAGAUGAUGGAGCUCUCAGACGAAGUUAUGACGCCAACUGGAGAACCAAUAAAGAUGCGUAUCGGCCUCCACACUGGUUCAGUGCUGGCUGGUGUAGUUGGGGUGAGGAUGCCACGCUACUGCCUUUUCGGGAACAAUGUCACACUGGCUAACAAGUUUGAAUCCUGCAGCCAGCCUAGCAGAAUCAACAUUAGCCCGACAACCCACAGAUUUCUGAAGGAUCGGCCAGAGUUUGUCUUCGUUCCCAGGAGCAGACAGGAGCUUCCGGCCGACUUCCCAGAGGACAUCCCUGGUGUUUGUUACUUUUUGGAGGCGUCCUUCAAAACUUCAAAACUGACUGUGAAAUGAAGUUAAGCUGCUGCAGAGCCCAAAAAAUGUUAGAUUUAACAAAAAUAUAAACGUAUUCAGUGAACACAGUGCGAACACCUUGUAUAUUUUGUUUUGGGUUGUUUAGAUAUUGAUGAUAUUGUCUAUCAGUCAAACUCUUGCAGCUGCUUAAAUACUGACAUGUCAGUUUGUUGUCAAACAUGAGUCUGGUGUCUGUACAAUUAUCCAUUUGUACAGUUGUAGCGCAGAGAAAUACUCACUUCCUUCAUUUUUCUUCCAGAAUGAGUCAUCUCUGCAAAUAUAAUAUAUAAAAGUGUCUUUGACUGUUGUGUUCAUUUUAACAUUUAACAUAUAUGUGACCACAAAGGGCAUACAGUUUUCCAAAACAAGUAAGUAGCUGCUUCUGGUUUGCUGUAAAGAAUCAAACAUAUUGUCUUGCAUAUAUAGAAAUACAUUUUGGAUGUUGAUCCUCAAUAUGAUGUUGCUAUACUUUCUUUUCUAUCAAUAUUGCGUUCUGUAAAUAUCCGACUGGUCCAUUCACAUCUCUUGAAACUACAGAAGGUACCUGCUAAAAGCACCUUGGCCUGUUGGCAGAAGAACACAAGAUUAAAACUGUAUUACUAAUGUACUGUAAAGUAUUGACUUUCUGAGUUUCAUUGGAGAAUUUCAUAACAAAUUUGUAAAAUCUGAAGCAAAUUAUAAUGUUUUUCAAAGAUUAAGGAGACACCCCACCUUCUUAAACUGAAAUGAACUCUUCUAAUCUAAUGGAGUGAUGCAGAGCAGAUUCAGGUGCCUUAUGGGAAAUACACAGGCAGGAUCACAGAUUUUUCAUGUUAUUUUACCUGUUUUUCUUUCUUUCUUGAAGUAGUUCAAUAUGCAUUUUACAGGUCAAUAAUUUCUUCCAGAGCUUUGUGGUUCCAACUCAGUAUAUAUUUGUAAUAACAUGUAACGUAGACUUCCAUUUAUUAGACAAAGCAUUCCAAAGUUGCAUUCUUCUAAUAUAAGUACUGUACAUGUAUUUUUUACUUCCCCCCCCCCCCCCCCCACUGUACACAUGUUUAUACUGUAUUUAUUGCAUUGGGUUCAUAGCACUCCUUUCCUAUACAGCGGUAAUACGACACAAGAAUAAUAAUAUUGAAUGUUCUACUAUAUCCCUCAUAAUGAUGUGCUUUAAUCAAUGUAAUCAAAGCGCAAUAAAUAUUGACAUUAACAUA
Messenger RNA from Cottoperca gobio, 3458 nucleotides. It is a transcript of the gene gucy1a1, whose product is annotated as guanylate cyclase 1 soluble subunit alpha 1. Lineage: Eukaryota; Metazoa; Chordata; Actinopteri; Perciformes; Bovichtidae. The record is from RefSeq and is a predicted model, not a curated record. Gene Ontology annotation, molecular function: heme binding; guanylate cyclase activity. The transcript is spliced from 8 exons. Gene Ontology annotation, biological process: response to oxygen levels; cGMP biosynthetic process. Gene Ontology annotation, cellular component: guanylate cyclase complex, soluble. The coding region runs from base 226 to 2265 and encodes 679 amino acids.